UCACAUGCUUCCUCUGUCGAUCGUUCGAAGAAUCGAGUUGAUUUCCCGCCAUUUUUCAUCAACUCUCCAUUCCGUUCCAAUCUCAUCCUGCAGCUGCAAACUGACCAAGAAAUCAUGCAUCCAAUAUCUCCGGAACUGCAAGUCAAUGGAUCAAUUCAAACAAAUUCAGACUCAUAUAUUUCGAAUCGGUCUCGAACAAGACAGAGACACUCUCAACAAGUCGAUGGCGUUCUGCGCAGAUCCAUCUCUCGGGAACUUGCGCUAUGCGGAGAGGGUUUUCGAUUACAUUCAAGAACCAUGCUUGUUUGUCUACAAUGUGAUGGUUAAAGCGUAUGCCAAAAGGGGGAUCUUCAGAAAAGUUAUUUUGCUUUUUCAACGUCUGAAGGAAGAUGGGCUGUGGCCCGAUAAUUUUACUUACCCGUUUGUUCUGAAAGCAAUUGGUUGCUUAAGGGACUUGUGCCAUGGUGAAAAGAUUCAUGGCUUUGUGGUGAAGACGGGGAUGGACUUUGAUAAUUAUGUUUGCAAUUCACUUAUGGAUAUGUAUGCUGAAUUGGGCAAAAUCGAGUAUGCUGAGAAGUUGUUCGACGAAAUGCACACAAAAGAUUCAGUUUCUUGGAAUGUUCUUAUUUCUGGGUAUGUUAGGUGUCGGAGAUUUGAGGAUGCUAUUAACACCUUUAAGGAAAUGCAGCGAGAGAGCAAUGUGAAACCGGGUGAAGCUGGUAUAGUCAGUACUCUUUCUGCCUGUACAGCUCUGAAAAAUUUGGAGCUUGGGGAGGAAAUUCACAACUAUGUUAGAAACGAGCUUGGGUUUACCACUAUAAUCAACAACGCACUGUUGGAUAUGUACGCAAAAUGUGGGCGUUUGAAUAUUGCCCGCAAGGUGUUUGAUGAAAUGCCGAUGAAAAAUGUGAUUUGUUGGACCAGCAUGAUUUCUGGCUAUAUAAACUGUGGUGAUUUAAAAGAGGCUAGAGACUUGUUUGAUAUAAGUCCAGUUAGAGAUGUUGUUCUGUGGACAGCUAUGAUUAAUGGGUAUGUGCAGUUCAACCAUUUUGACGAGGCUGUGGCAUUGUUUCGCAAAAUGCAAAUUCAGAAGGUGAAACCGGAUAAGUUCACUGUGGUUGCUCUUCUUACAGGUUGUGCUCAGUUGGGAGCUCUAGAGCAAGGGAAGUGGAUGCAUGGAUACCUAGAUGAAAACAGAAUAACAAUGGAUGCUGUGGUUGGGACUGCACUAAUUGAAAUGUAUUCCAAAUGCGGAUGUGUGAAUAAAUCGUUAGAAAUUUUCUAUGAGUUAGAGGAGAAGGACACGGCAUCUUGGACGUCGAUUAUUUGCGGUCUUGCCAUGAAUGGGAAGACAGGGGAAGCACUUAGGCUGUUCUCAGAAAUGGAACUUGUGGGAGCUAAACCUGAUGAUAUCACCUUCAUUGGUGUUUUAAGUGCCUGUAGUCAUGGUGGACUGGUUGAGGAAGGGCGUCGGUUUUUCAACUUGAUGAAGAAGGUUUACCGAAUUGAGCCAAAGGUAGAACACUAUGGGUGUGUAAUUGACCUCCUCGGUCGAGCUGGACUGUUGGAUGAAGCAGAGGAAUUGAUUCAAGAGAUUCCUAAUGAAAAUGACCAAAUUUUGGUUCCACUGUAUGGUGCCUUACUUAGUGCUUGCAGAAUCCACAACAACGUUGACAUGGGUGAAAGGCUAUCCAAAAAACUGGUAAAUUUUGAAUCAUGUGAUUCUAGCAUUCACACACUUCUUGCAAAUAUAUACGCUUCUGCUGACAGAUGGGAAGAUGCAAAGAAGGUGAGAAGGAAAAUGAAAGAACUUGGAGUUAAAAAGAUGCCAGGAUGUAGUUCGAUCGAGGUUGAUGGCAUCGUUCACGAGUUCCUUGUCGGGGAUCCAUCUCAUCCAGAAAUGAUAGAGAUAUGCUCCAUGUUGGAUAGAGUGACUGGACCAUUAUUAGGAUCAAAGGAAUUUCAGUUCGAAUUCGAAAGAGUGGUGCCACUUCGCUUGGACACUCAAUUCUGGAGUUUGGUAGAAUUUUAAGGGAUUUACCAUGAGGGAAGAUGGAGUUCUACAAUACAGAUGGUGACAUAAAACAGGGAUACAAAGAAAAAGCUUCGCUGUUGAUGGAGAGUUAACUAUUGCAGAGGAUUUGAUUCUUAGCGAUAGAGCAGCUGACUUCUGGAUAAUGAGAUCUUAUAAAGCAAGUGGCAUCGGACUUGGACGUAAAGGGCAUGUAGCCAGAGAAUCGAGUCGAAAGUGAAAGUCACCAAGAACGGGUGAAAUGCUCUCGAAACCAUUUAUUAAGUGACAUAGAGAGCAUUGGGGUGAUUCAUUAAAGCAAGAAAAACACCCAACAAACUAUGAAGAUCCAGACUGCAUCAGUUAUUAGCUUUGUUAGAAAGCUAAGUGACUAGUUUACUGAUGGGAGGAGAGGUUGCUGAGAAUAAUUCUAAUGAUUUUGAUUUUUGAGCACUGUCAUUCAUGGAAAAUAUUCUUUUACUAAUUAUAGGAAUCUGUUUCUGCUAAUUAUGUGCAGAUUAAACUGUUGCAUCAUGUAAUACUAUUCUCUAUGCUUAGCAAAUCUUCUGGUCUAAAUGUUAAAAUUAGUGUAGA
Molecule: messenger RNA, 2605 nt
Organism: Momordica charantia (bitter melon)
Lineage: Eukaryota; Viridiplantae; Streptophyta; Magnoliopsida; Cucurbitales; Cucurbitaceae
Product: Pentatricopeptide repeat (PPR-like) superfamily protein
Biological process (GO): RNA modification
Molecular function (GO): RNA binding; protein binding
Source: RefSeq, a predicted model, not a curated record